This is a messenger RNA of Pteronotus mesoamericanus, 5879 nucleotides long. RefSeq names its product ATPase phospholipid transporting 9A (putative) (gene ATP9A). Gene Ontology annotation, cellular component: endosome; plasma membrane; trans-Golgi network. The record is from RefSeq and is a predicted model, not a curated record. Gene Ontology annotation, biological process: endocytosis; retrograde vesicle-mediated transport, Golgi to endoplasmic reticulum; phospholipid translocation. Lineage: Eukaryota; Metazoa; Chordata; Mammalia; Chiroptera; Mormoopidae. The coding region runs from base 92 to 3235 and encodes 1047 amino acids. Gene Ontology annotation, molecular function: ATPase-coupled intramembrane lipid carrier activity; ATP binding; magnesium ion binding. The transcript is spliced from 28 exons.
GGCGCCGGCGGGCGGCGGCGCGGAGGCCGGACCGGGCGGCGGCCCAGGCGGCGCUGGGGGCGCGGCAGGCAAGGCGGGCGGCGCGGGCGACAUGACGGACAACAUCCCGCUGCAGCCGGUGCGCCAGAAGAAGCGGAUGGACAGCAGGCCUCGCACCGGGUGCUGUGAGUGGCUGAGAUGCUGUGGUGGAGGGGAGCCCAGGCCCCGCACGGUCUGGUUGGGGCACCCCGAGAAGAGGGACCAGAGGUAUCCUCGAAAUGUCAUCAACAACCAGAAGUACAACUUCUUCACCUUUCUUCCCGGGGUGCUGUUUAACCAGUUCAAGUACUUUUUCAACCUCUAUUUCUUACUUCUCGCCUGCUCCCAGUUUGUACCUGAAAUGAGACUUGGUGCGCUCUACACCUACUGGGUUCCCCUGGGCUUCGUGCUGGCCGUCACCAUCAUCCGAGAGGCUGUGGAGGAGAUCCGAUGCUACCUGAGGGACAAGGAGGUCAACUCCCAGGUCUACAGCCGGCUCACAGUGAGAGGGACCAUGAAGGUGAAGAGUGCCAACAUCCAAGUCGGAGAUCUUAUCAUCGUUGAAAAGAACCAGCGGGUGCCCGCGGACAUGAUCUUCCUGAGGACAUCAGAAAAAAACGGGUCUUGCUUUCUGCGGACGGAUCAGCUGGACGGGGAGACAGACUGGAAGCUGCGGCUUCCGGUGGCCUGCACGCAGAGGCUCCCCACAGCCGCUGAUCUUCUUCAGAUUCGAUCGUAUAUCUACGCAGAAGAGCCGAAUAUCGACAUCCACAAUUUUGUGGGAACGUUUACUAGAGAGGACAGCGACCCUCCCAUCAGCGAGAGCUUGAGCAUCGAGAACGCGCUCUGGGCCGGCACCGUCAUCGCGUCAGGAACUGUGGUGGGUGUUGUUCUUUACACGGGCAGAGAACUCCGGAGCGUCAUGAAUACCUCGAACCCUCGAAGUAAGAUUGGCCUGUUUGACCUGGAAGUGAACUGCCUCACGAAGAUCCUCUUUGGCGCUCUGGUGGUGGUGUCUCUGGUCAUGGUGGCCCUUCAGCACUUUGCCGGCCGUUGGUACCUACAGAUCAUCCGCUUCCUCCUCCUGUUUUCCAACAUCAUUCCCAUCAGUUUGCGUGUGAACCUGGACAUGGGCAAGAUCGUGUACAGCUGGGUGAUUCGAAGGGAUUCAAAGAUCCCCGGGACUGUGGUUCGUUCCAGCACCAUCCCUGAGCAGCUGGGGAGGAUUUCCUAUUUACUCACAGACAAGACAGGGACGCUGACCCAGAAUGAGAUGGUUUUCAAGCGGCUCCACCUGGGCACCGUGGCCUAUGGCCUGGACUCCAUGGACGAAGUGCAGAGCCACAUAUUCAGCAUUUACACCCAGCAGUCCCAGGACCCGCCGGCUCAGAAGGGCCCCACGAUCACCACCAAAGUCCGGCGGACCAUGAGCAGCCGCGUGCACGAAGCCGUGAAGGCCAUCGCGCUCUGCCACAACGUGACCCCUGUGUAUGAGUCCAAUGGCGUGACCGACCAGGCUGAGGCCGAGAAGCAGUACGAAGACUCGUGCCGUGUGUACCAGGCGUCCAGCCCAGACGAGGUGGCCCUGGUUCAGUGGACCGAAAGCGUGGGCCUAACCCUGGUGGGCCGAGACCAGUCUUCCAUGCAGCUGAGGACCCCUGGCGACCAGAUCCUGAACUUCACCAUCUUGCAGAUCUUCCCUUUCACCUACGAGAGCAAGCGCAUGGGCAUCAUCGUCAGGGAUGAAUCGACGGGGGAAAUCACGUUCUACAUCAAGGGAGCCGACGUCGUCAUGGCCGGCAUCGUGCAGUACAACGACUGGCUGGAGGAGGAGUGUGGCAACAUGGCCCGAGAGGGACUGCGGGUGCUCGUGGUGGCCAAGAAGUCUCUAGCCGAGGAGCAGUACCAAGACUUCGAGGCCCGCUACGUCCAGGCCAAGCUGAGCGUGCACGACCGCUCUCUCAAAGUGGCCACCGUGAUCGAGAGCCUGGAGAUGGAGAUGGAGCUGCUGUGCCUGACGGGGGUGGAGGACCAGCUGCAGGCGGACGUGCGGCCCACGCUGGAGACGCUGCGGAACGCCGGCAUCAAGGUUUGGAUGCUGACAGGCGACAAGCUGGAGACGGCUACAUGCACAGCAAAGAAUGCACAUCUGGUGACCAGAAGCCAAGACAUCCACGUUUUUCGGCUGGUGACCAACCGUGGUGAGGCCCACCUCGAGCUGAACGCCUUCCGCAGGAAACACGACUGCGCCCUGGUCAUCUCUGGAGACUCCCUGGAGGUUUGCCUCAAGUACUACGAGUACGAGUUCAUGGAACUGGCCUGUCAGUGCCCAGCCGUGGUCUGCUGUCGCUGUGCCCCCACCCAGAAAGCCCAGAUUGUGCGCCUGCUGCAGGAACGCACUGGCAAGCUCACCUGCGCAGUAGGUGAUGGCGGCAACGACGUCAGCAUGAUCCAGGAAUCUGACUGUGGCGUGGGCGUCGAGGGGAAGGAAGGAAAACAGGCGUCCCUGGCUGCGGACUUCUCCAUCACACAGUUCAAGCACCUUGGCCGUCUGCUCAUGGUGCACGGCCGGAACAGCUAUAAGCGGUCGGCUGCGCUCAGCCAGUUCGUCAUCCACAGGAGCCUGUGUAUCAGCACCAUGCAGGCUGUCUUUUCCUCGGUGUUUUACUUCGCCUCCGUCCCUCUGUACCAAGGAUUCCUCAUCAUCGGGUACUCCACCAUCUACACCAUGUUUCCCGUGUUCUCCCUGGUCUUGGACAAAGACGUCAAGUCGGAAGUUGCCAUGUUGUAUCCUGAGCUCUACAAAGAUCUCCUCAAGGGACGGCCAUUGUCCUACAAGACAUUCUUAAUAUGGGUUUUGAUUAGCAUCUAUCAAGGGAGCACCAUCAUGUACGGCGCGCUGCUGCUCUUCGAGUCAGAGUUCGUCCACAUCGUGGCGAUCUCCUUCACGUCGCUGAUCCUCACCGAGCUGCUGAUGGUGGCCCUGACCAUUCAGACCUGGCACUGGCUCAUGACGGUGGCCGAGUUGCUCAGCCUGGCCUGCUACAUCGCCUCCCUGGUGUUCCUACACGAAUUCAUUGAUGUGUACUUCAUCGCCUCGCUGUCCUUCUUGUGGAAAGUCUCCGUCAUCACUCUGGUCAGCUGUCUCCCCCUCUACAUCCUCAAGUAUCUGCGACGACGGUUCUCCCCCCCCAGCUACUCGAAGCUCACGUCGUAGGCUGUGCGUUCCGUGGAGGGGGCUCUGGUCUCCGCUCCCCUGACGGGGAGAGUUCAGGUUCCGUUCAUCUUAACCGCCGCCCGAGGACUUGGCAGGAACGGCCCACACGUGCUGUUUGGACGUGUAGAGGCCCCGCCCGGAGUCCUGCGCUGACUGAACAGGAGGCAGGCCCGACGGCGCCCACGCAGGCCUGUCCGGCUCCCCCGUGACGCCCGUUGGAGCGAAUGUGAAUUCGUCCUCCUGGGUGGCUCAGCCAGGAGGUCUCUCUGUGGGUCACUGUGCAAGCUCCCUUAUGACUUGAAUUUUGUUGUCAUGUGAUAAAAGUUUCUGUUUAGCUGAAGAUUAUAGGGGAUUUUGGGGUUUGCUUUCUUUUCCAACAGUCCUACUGUGUGUGUCCUCUUGACGUCUUUCUUGCUCCUAAAAACUGGUUUUAGAGAAAUGGAAAGCUCUCGGUGGAGGUUUGGGGGACAAGGCAGUGGCACCUGGUAAAAAGUUGUCCGAACACUAAUCUUGACUUGGAAAUGCCACACACCCUCUGUAAGGCAGCCCCACAUAUUGGAGCUGCACGGGCUUCCUAGGAUCAGAAAAAGCCAAGGAGAGGCCAGGGAGAGAGCGCGCCAUAAAUCCAACGUCAUCCUGCGUCUGAUUGCGCAUCCACAGCGCUGGAGCUAACGUCAGCGGCCACCUCGUCAAAGAAUUUCAAAGGUGUUCUUCUGCUGUGUUCGGACCUGCUAGCAAUUAUCAAGCCCGUGGCUACCUGAGGACACCCUCAAACAUUUUCAGAGUUGUUUUCGCAGGAAAUGUGCCACCGGACAGCCCCUAAAUGUGUCGACAGGGUGAUAAGAGAGGCAGCUCGUUCUUUAGACAACGUCACUCAUGCAGCUCAGCCCCUGGGUCCAAAGCGGAAAGGUCGGGGACGGGGGCCCCUCGCUUCCACAGAGAUCUGUUUCCUGUUAGGAGGAGGGAUUGCGGACGAAAGGACAGAGGCAGGGGCUUCUUGCCACGGGGCCACGCACGGUGGCAGCUUCACGCAGGGUCCCGCCGUGGGGCACAAGCAGCCAACCGCUCCCCGCCUUUGUGGCACCCUUGGCGUGCUCGUGUGUGUCUGUUGCCCUUUUAAAUCUUUGUAAAGUGACAGUAAGUUGCAGGCUCUGGUAAAUUGGCUAUUGGCAGCACUUCUGUUUUGUUUUGAGAUGCUACAAUUCUGCAGUAUCGUCCCCUGUCUGCCCCAGCUUCGUUUCUGCCCCCCCGCAAAGAGCUGCAGAGAAUGCAUACAGCUUGAGGCCAGAGUAGGUCCCCAGUUGUUGGUAUGGAAAAUAAUACAUCAUUAAUAGAUAAUGAUACAAGAAGAAACUGUGUUUCAUGUACUCACAACUGUAAACCUCCUUCGGCCCCCACCCUGUACUGCCGCCAAGGGAUGGUGAUUUUGGAAUAGGGUCUUUGUCCAGGAGUUUCAGAAAGGGCGAGCAGGUCUGGCUUCUUCUCGGCGUUAUUUUAUGCAGUUUUGAAGGCAGAGGUGGAGAACGUUGUGCUAAGAGUGGCUGCAGCUCAGCCUGUCGUCGGGGGUCAGGCUGUCAAACCGGAAGUCUUAAGGAAUUCCACUCUGAGCUUGCAAACCUCGGACCUGGCCUUGUUCACAGGCACGCCAUGGCCCUGCGGGGAGGUCUCAUGAGUUCCCUGUUAGGAGAUUUCAGGUGUUUCCAACAGACACAGGGCGUGAAGAUGGUCUCUUGGGUCUUUCCCAUCAUUCCCAAUUUUGACCACGGUGCAUGAGCUGACUUAGAAGAUACUUAUUGCAUGACAUCUCGAAGGGAGAAAGCUUCUGAGAGGGGGUCCAGAAGCCAUCUCUGGGAGGCGAAGGUUGCUCGUCAGUGCCCCCCAAAACGUCCCUGCUCUCCCUUCUGAGCUGCCCUCUGGUGGAGGUAGCCAAGGACGAGAGGGACUGACACCCCAGAGGAGGCCACCGCGUUGUCAACCACCCCGUCAGCGGGCAGCCGGCUCACGCCCCGUGCUGGAGCCCUCGGGCAUUAGGGACACACGUGCAUGCCUCUCAAACUGCGCCAGACUGUCAGUCCCAGCAGAGAGCGCACGCUCGGGCACUCCCAGGGGCUCUCCGAGUUGGGGGAGACCGAGAGAAAACACAACACCUGAGCUAUUUUGAGGGAAACCCCCAAGUUCAUAAACCUUAACUGAAAGGCUUCUAGUGACUGUUUUCUUGGUUCUCAAUCUGGAAAGGUCUUCCCUUUGCCUUGGAACUCAACGGGACCUCAGUCCCCAGCGGCCAAUUUAAUCCGAGGCCAGAGGCCCGUGGCCACAGUCCGCUGCUUAAACACUUCUUAAAGUAAAAAUUACAACUCCCUCUGCCCACCGACCACACUAGGUAUUUGUGUCAGAGCAAGCACUUUUGUUAUUUAUGAUUAUUUUUGUUGUAUCUUUUGGCGAUCGGUGCAUGCGCGGAGGAAGAAUGGGUCCUGUUUGGUUUCUCUCCCCCCCCCCCCUUUGCCUCCUUCCUCCCUUUCUCUAAGGAAAUGGCCAGACAAGCUUGUCCUUCUCGACUGAUGUCUUGUGUCCGACAGGUUUGAUUCUCACUUCGAGAGCGAGCCUGCGCACAUGUGUGUGGCCGGUACUGCUGGCUGAGGCUCGG